AAGUCGGAGUUCAGCACCGAAUCCCAGAGAAUUGCUCGUCACUCCCGUCGAAGAUAGUCGAAGAGGAUAGAGAAGAAGGAGAAGGUAGCACGAAGAAGAAAUCAGUCGAAACAAACCCGGCAAAUCACCCUUUUUUCGCCAUGGAGUCGAUAAAGUUGGUGGAAUUAACAAAACACCUGGAUAAGAUCAAUAUUCCGCGUGCCGGCGACAGGAUAUACAAGGACGAGUGCGUUUACUCCUUCGAUACGCCAGAUACGGCUACCGGUCUCUACGUCAGCCUCACCACUUUCAUAGGCCUCGGACGGGAGCAUGUCGCCCGGUAUUACGAGAAUACCGGCAAUUCCGUUUACCUUCACAUUAAACGUACUAAGAAGGAGAUUCCAUCUGAGGAACAGGGAGAUGGGCCUGAAAAGAAAAUCACACGGCUGGCAAUAGGAACAGUCGGUGGAUUCAUGCCUGAUCAGCAGAAGUACGUCUAUGAGGAGACCUACCAAAUAGUCAUUCUACCUGAUUUUCUUACUAUUCCCUAUCCCACAAGUGAUUUGCCAGAAAAGGUGGAACAUGCAAUUAAGACUAUGUUACAAAUGGAGGGUGCAUGGGCAGUGGCACAAGUAGAAGCUGUAGCCAAUAUGUGGGAUGGAGAAGUCAGAGCAGAAUCAAAACACGCCGCGAAUUUGAAGCAACUUGACAACGGUAAGAAAAUCCCACCGAAUGGUUGGAAGUGUGAGAAAUGUGAUCUCACGCAGAAUCUCUGGCUCAAUCUGACCGAUGGCAGCGUGCUCUGCGGCCGUAAAUUCUAUGAUGGAAGCGGCGGCAAUGGCCACGCAGAAGAGCAUUAUCGCGCAACCGGUUAUCCUCUGGCCGUGAAGCUAGGUACGAUCACGAAGGGCGGCAAGGCCGACGUGUUCUCGUACGACGAGGACGACAUGGUGGACGAUCCGAAUUUAGCAGUGCAUCUGUCGCAUUGGGGUAUUAAUAUCGCACAAAUGGAGAAAACCGACAAGUCGAUGAUCGAACUGGAGUUAGAUUUGAAUCAAAAGUUCGGCGAGUGGGUGUCCCUUCAGGAAGCGGCCAGCAAAUUGACACCUUUAUAUGGUCCUGGCUAUAUCGGGCUAACCAAUUUGGGGAAUUCCUGUUAUCUGAACAGCAUUAUGCAAAUGCUGUUCAUUAUUCCUGAUUUCGUCAAAAGAUACGUGGAAAGAGCGUCAACAAUAUUUGCCAGUAAUUACAAUGACCCGGCGUUGGAUCUUAAUGUUCAAAUGGCGAAAUUGGGUGUCGGCUUACUCUCUGGCAAAUACUCGGAUCAACCGAGCAAAUCGGAGGACGAAUCGCGGCAAGGUAUUCCACCGCGGAUGUUCAAGGUCUUAAUUGGUCGCGGACAUGCCGAUUUUUUCUCGAAUCGGCAACAAGACGCUCAGGAAUUCCUCCUUUACCUAAUUAAUUUACUCAGUCGGAGCAAUCGACACGAGGUAUGCCCCACGGAAUGCUUUAAAUUUAAAGUUGAAGAGAGAUACCAGUGUGGCAAGUCCAACAAAGUUAAGUACACCAAUCGACCGGAGUAUAUCCUGCCACUUCCAAUACCGUUGGAAGCAGCGGUAAAUAAGGACGAGGUAGCUGCAUAUGAAGCUCAGAAGAAGGAAGCUGAAGCGAAAGGACAGAAGUUAGAUUCCAGUACUCUUGUGAGACCUCGUAUAAAAUUGUCGUCAUGUCUCGAAAGUUUUAGUCGCACGGAAAUUGUGGAACAAUUUUACAGUUCGGCAUUAAACGAGAAGACGAUAGCACACAAAACUACCAGAUUAGCCAGCUUCCCAGAUUACUUGCUGAUUCAUCUGAAAAAAUUCACGGUGAAGGAAGACUGGACGCCUAUCAAGCUGGACGUAGCAGUUGAGAUGCCGGACACAGUAGAUCUGAGCUUCCUACGCGGCAACGGUUUGCAAUCCGGCGAGGAACUAUUGCCGGACGGUGUAACACCGCCAUCGCCCGUCUAUGACGCGGUUCUCCUAAAGGAACUGAUAGACAUAGGUUUUCCACCAAACGCAUGCAAGCGAGCUCUGUACUUCACAGAAAAUCGUAGCCUUCAAGCUGCUACCAAUUGGGUGAUGGAGCACAUCGCGGAUUCCGAUUUCGACGAUCCAUUUGUGCCACCUGGAGUCGACGCUAAGUUUGCCAAGGAUAAAUUUGUGCCGGAUCAAGCUGCUUUGGAGAUGGUAAUGGGGAUGGGCUUUACGCGGGAGCAAGCGACAAAAGCACUUAAAGCUACCAACAAUAAUUUAGAACGUGCAGCUGAUUGGAUUUUCAGUCACCAACCCGAACUUGACGCUCCUGAAACGGACAGUAACCCGGCGCCAGCAAAGGAUUCAUUUAGAGAUGGAAGCAGUCGGUAUAAACUGGUAGGUUUUAUAUCACAUAUGGGCACAUCAACAAUGGUAGGCCAUUACGUUUGUCAUUUACUGAAGGAAGAUCGAUGGGUGAUAUUUAACGAUGAAAAAGUGGCUUUAUCGGAAAACCCGCCGAAAGAGUUAGGAUACAUUUACAUGUAUCAACGGAUUGACUAGUGUAACUGCUGUUUUUUUUUUGUAUAAAAAUGUUGCUUUUCAACAAUAAAAGAAAUAAUACAAACGCUUUUCAUAUUA
Messenger RNA from Monomorium pharaonis (pharaoh ant), 2633 nucleotides. RefSeq names its product ubiquitin carboxyl-terminal hydrolase 5 (gene Usp5). Gene Ontology annotation, molecular function: zinc ion binding; cysteine-type deubiquitinase activity; protein binding. NCBI's taxonomy places the organism in Eukaryota, Metazoa, Arthropoda, Insecta, Hymenoptera, Formicidae. Gene Ontology annotation, biological process: protein deubiquitination. The coding region runs from base 141 to 2555 and encodes 804 amino acids. The record is from RefSeq and is a predicted model, not a curated record. The transcript has 13 exons.